AUGGGCAUGGAGUUAUGUGAUUCCAUCAUCAUCAUCAUCAUCAUCUUCUUCUUCUUCUUCUGCAAUAAAACUUCUACUUCCAUUACCAUUCUUCUUGUCUAUGUUAAUGAUAUUCUUCUCACUGGUGGUGAUUCUCUUUAUAUUUCCACUCUUAUUCAACAAAUGCAUGCUAAAUUUUCUAUGAAAGAAUUGGGAGCUCUCAAUUAUUUUCUGGGCAUCUCCGUCUCUUCUUCUUUUUCUUCUUCUUCAAGCUAUGUUUUGUCCCAGGAAAAGUAUGCUUCAGAUAUUUUAGCUAAGGCUAAUAUGAGUGAUUGCAAGUUCUAUGCCUCUCUUAUGGCUAUUAAGGAUGUUCUCUCUGUUGGCACUGAUUCUCUUUUCUUUCAGUCCAGUUUUUAUAGAAGUUUAGUGGGAGCCCCUCAAUAUCUGACCAUCAUUCAACCGGAUCAUAGUUUUUCUGUUAAUCAUCCCUGCCAAUUCUUGCAAAAUCCUCUGCAAAGUCAUUUUACAACCCUCAAGAGACUUCUCAGAUAUGUCAAAGGCACAUUAAGUCAUGGCCUUCACUUUACCAAUGGUCCUCUUGUUCUUAAUGCAUUCUCAAAUUCAUAUUGGGCAAGCAAUAUUAUUGAUAAAAGAUCUACUACAGGUCAUUGUGUGUUUCUAGGUCCUAAUCUUGUUUCUUAG
This is a messenger RNA of Camellia sinensis, 681 nucleotides long. The record is from RefSeq and is a predicted model, not a curated record. Lineage: Eukaryota; Viridiplantae; Streptophyta; Magnoliopsida; Ericales; Theaceae.